Messenger RNA from Eupeodes corollae, 1859 nucleotides. RefSeq lists its product as uncharacterized. The coding region runs from base 423 to 1820 and encodes 465 amino acids. The transcript has 2 exons. The record is from RefSeq and is a predicted model, not a curated record. NCBI's taxonomy places the organism in Eukaryota, Metazoa, Arthropoda, Insecta, Diptera, Syrphidae.
GAUAUGGAUUGGUUUUUAAUACUUUCCCUUCUAAGUCAGGUUGACAAAACAGUGUCUUAUAAUUUUCGAAACGCAUCUGUUCAAGCGGAUGAAAAUAUUUCAAAAUGUCUCUUAAAAAUCGUUAAACAAUUUGAAAAAGACUUGGAAUUAUAUUUUAGUCCGGGUGUUGCAAUACACAUUGGCAAAACGUAUUCAAUUCACUCUCGAUACAAAUUUGAAGAUAUUGUUCACAAUUUCUUGAUCAAAAGAAGUCCUCCAAUAUCGAUGACACUGAAUUCCUAUGAAAUUUCCUCAAAUCAUUUCCAAUUACAAGUGUUUUUCGUAGAUUCCUCUAAAUCAUUCAAGUAAGUUCUAAGCACACUAAUAAAUCCGAAAAAUUUUCAAUUUAAGUUGGUUUUAACAGAUCUCUAAUAGAUGAAGAAAUGCAAAAACAAUUUUAUCAAUAUCAUUUGAUAAUUCUUCUAGCAAACAAUACCAAUUUGAUAAUGAAAGAAUUAUUUGAGUUUUGCAUUGAAUCAAAGAUAGCCAAUUUAAAUGUGCUCAUAACGGAAAAUGGAAACAUUAUUGAAAUGUACACAUUUCUUCAAUUCAACGAGAAGAAUUGUAAAGAUUCAAACCCGAAAUUGCUCAAUACUUUCAGAAAUGGAAAAUUCUUAUUGAAAAAAACAAUAUUUCCGCCGAAGAACAAAAACUUUUGGCAGUGUCCUUUGGAUGUUGUCAUCUGGAUUAAUUCUCCUCACAUGAAGGUCGAUUUCACAAACGUUACAAAACCCAAGUUAAGUGGUAUUGAAGCAGGAAUAUUGAAGAUAUUGGCUGAAAAUAUGAAUUUUUCCUUUCCAAUCGAGAACGAAGGACUUGACAAGGCAACUAAUAGGCAGUUUAAUAUGGAUCUUUUGAGCGAUCGAAAUGCUGACUUCUUAAUGGGUGGUGCAUUUUGCGGAAGUGAAAGGCAUAAAUUAUAUUCAUUAAAUUCGUUGUUUUACUCUUCUCUAUUGACUGUGGUUAUAAAACGGUCCAAUAUCAGCACUUACCUCGGAAUUCUACUGUAUCCAUUCGACGGUCUAACCUGGUUCAUUAUUGUUGGACUGAUUUGUUUACACAAAAUUGCAAAACUCCUAGUUAAACAAUUAAAAAGAAAACAUUUCGAUACUACGUUCAUUGAGAAUCCACAUAGAAUCGCCUGGCUUCUUGGUAUUCUAGUGAUUCGUAGUGCCUAUGAAGGUUCGAUUUUUAAACAUCUCAAGGAAAAACAUGGAAAACCUCUCCCCGUAAAUAUCGAAGAAGCCCUAGCUGAUGGCUAUCAAUUCAUUACUUACUCUACUUUGCAAAACUUUCUGUCUGAAGUCGAAGACCUAAAAGACCAUACAACCUACUUAGAUACUAACCGAUCGAAUGUAAUCAAAUUAUUGAUCCGUAACGAGCAAAAGUAUGCAAUGAUCAUUAAUGAUAAUUUUAUUGAAUUUUUGAAUUUUGUUAAUCAAGAGGAUUACGCUGUAUUUAAAGAACCCAUUAUAGCCAUUAGUAAUUGCUUAUAUUUAGCAAAACCUUCGUCUUUGACAGCAGAAUUUGAAAAACGUAUUAUGAAAUUAUUAAUGCAUGGAUUUAUAGAGGAAUUUACAAAAGAUUAUUCCUUGACAAAACUUUUUCGAGAAUUCAAGGUGCGGCAUAAAAUGAAGGCUAUAUCCAUGAACCAGAUUCAAGGUGUUUGCAGGUGGUUUUGUAUCCUUUGUGGAUUGUCAUGUGUGUGUUUAGCAAUGGAAAUGCUUUCGAAAAAGUUUUUGAAAAUGAAGAUCGUUAUGGAUUUUUUAUAUAGAUUGUAGAACUUUUUUUACAGCUAUUUUUUUCUGAACAUAUUUUAU